AUGUUCCACACCAACACCACCAUUUUCCACCCAGACGCCUUUUUUCUGACAGGCCUCCCAGGACUUGAGGCUUUCCAUGGCUGGAUUUCCCCGCCCUUUUGCUGUAUUUACUUGAUGGCUCUGCUGGGCAUUGCUACAAUUCUACUGACAAUCUGGUCUGAUCGUACUCUUCGGGACCCUAUGUUCUACUUUCUAGCCAUCUUAUCAGCCAUAGACCUAGCCCUCUCAACAUCCUCAGUGCCUCGUAUGUUGGGUAUCUUCUGGUUUGAUGCACACAAAAUUGGCUUUGGAGCCUGGGUAGCCCAGAUGUUUCUGAUACACACUUUCACAGGAAUGGAGUCCACUGUGCUGCUGGCAAUGGCCUUUGACCGCUAUGUGGCCAUCUGUACACCACUCCAGUACACCUCUACUCUGACACCCCGAGUAUUGGCAGGCAUUGGUGUGAGCAUUAUAAUGCGCCCAGUCCUGCUCAUGUUGCCCAUUCUCUACCUAACCCAUCGUCUGCCCUUCUGUGAGGCUCGGAUUAUUGCCCACUGCUACUGUGAGCACAUGGGCAUUGCUAAGUUGGCCUGUGCUAGCAUUCACAUCAAUGCUAUUUAUGGGCUUUUUGUGGCUUCUUAUUUGGAUGUCGCACUUGUUGGAAUCUCCUAUACCUACAUUCUCCGAGCUGUUUUCCACCUCCCAUCUCAAGACACUCGUCACAAAGCACUGAGAACGUGUGGCUCACAUGUUGGGGUCAUGUGUGUUUUCUAUACACCCUCCCUCUUCUCCUUCCUCACCUACCGAUUUGGCAAAAAAAUUCCCCGUUAUGUCCACAUUCUUGUUGCCAACCUCUAUGUGGUCAUUCCACCUGCCCUCAAUCCUAUUAUCUAUGGUGUGAGAACCAAGUAGAUUCAUGAGCAUGUGGUCCAUACUUUCACCUCAAAGUAA
Molecule: messenger RNA, 930 nt
Organism: Gorilla gorilla gorilla (western lowland gorilla)
Lineage: Eukaryota; Metazoa; Chordata; Mammalia; Primates; Hominidae
Gene: OR52J3
Product: olfactory receptor family 52 subfamily J member 3
Biological process (GO): G protein-coupled receptor signaling pathway
Cellular component (GO): plasma membrane
Molecular function (GO): olfactory receptor activity; G protein-coupled receptor activity
Source: RefSeq, a predicted model, not a curated record